Messenger RNA from Cladophialophora immunda, 4393 nucleotides. RefSeq lists its product as uncharacterized. The record is from RefSeq and is a predicted model, not a curated record. The transcript is spliced from 2 exons. Bases 1048 to 3966 code for a protein of 972 amino acids. NCBI's taxonomy places the organism in Eukaryota, Fungi, Ascomycota, Eurotiomycetes, Chaetothyriales, Herpotrichiellaceae. Gene Ontology annotation, biological process: chromatin remodeling; regulation of DNA-templated transcription. Gene Ontology annotation, cellular component: nucleus; chromatin.
GGGCAGAUGAGGCAGCAGCAGAGGAAGAGGCAUGCCGCACACAGGACUCGGAAUCAGAACUUGGGGGGCUGCAAUCGAUUUGCUUGGGCAGAGCUAAGAACCUUGGAAGCUAGCAGGGCGAGGACGAGGCCAAUCAUGCCCGGCGGACGCAGGCUCUGUGCAUCCACUCUGGAGAUUCUGCAAGGAUGACCAUGCCAGGAUCAUCUAGCGUCGCUGCAUCAUAGUGCGCAGUGGGCCUCCUGGUGGACUUGCACCCCCCUCGGUGGCUGCGAAUGCCCGAUCCUAUUUAACGGGCUUCCGCGCAAAAUUUGUUGUGUCGCUUGCACCUCAACCUGAAAUACCGCCGCUCGGCUGGCCUUCCUUCUGAAACCACCUCUUUUUUUAUUUCCCUCUUGCCCGGCCCGCUGACGACGCGCCCGACAAACAACAACAUUCUCCAAUCCCAAUCCACGCGCAUCACCUCUUUUCCCAUUUUCUGUUGCCAUCGGCCAUCGGCCAUCGAUCAUCGAUCACCAUCAUCGCCGUCGUCAUCGUCGCCAUCACGGUCGCCACUCUUCUCCCAUUGUCGACUGUUGCCUGUUUCCUUUCCCCAUACUUGAAACAAGUAACUCGUUGGUGAGGCGAGGCUUGCGCUGAGCCUUCCCGCUCCGACUCUCACGCGCACCACGUGACAUCGUCGCGAUUGUCACAUGACCUGUCGAGAUUUUCGCAAGGCUGGUGUUGAAGUUGGUGUCGCCACUGGAGACACUGGGCUGCGUCGAUACAUUUCCCGCUGCUCCUCCUCCGCCCGCAUCUGGAUCUCGUCGACUAUUUAUUAAUCUCGACCCCCUCCUCCAUCCUGUUGUCGAAUUCAUUCUUGGCCCGCGUCACACCUCUGCGCGCGCCCUUUGUUUUGCCGUCCUUUCUCUUCACGCCAUCCCUUCGCCACGUUGUGCCUUGUAAAAUAUCUCACUCUUAAUUAAUUAACUUUUUGCGCCCAACAUCUGUUUCGUUUUCGGCUGGUCCGAUCGCCAUCACCCUGAGAUUUGCGCACUCGCUCUUGGCAAAAUGGACGUGGAAAUGCAGAUGGAGGCUCAUGGAUUGCCCACGCAAUUCAGCUCCACCUCAGAGCAGCCGGAAGAGUCUCAUAUCGCCGACAAUCUGGCUGCCUCAAUAUCAAAUUCAGAGGCGACGGUGAACCCAAGUCCACCCAAGCAACCUGCAGUUGAUGCGCCGCAACCAGAGCCGGUCAAGACGGUGCCAGAGGCAAUCACAGACGCAGUCGCAGUUGCGGAGGCAGUUCCGGACGCGGUUCCUGAGGCAGCUUCUGAGGCAGCGCUAUCAGCGCCCUCAGCGCCCUCUGAAGCGCUGCUGCCUCCACCUGCCACAAAUGGGGUCACAGAUCAUGAAGGUGAACCUGUCCAGCAGCCUCCUACAGUUGUUCCCGACUCUCAACCUCAGACUUCUCUCGACAACCAAUCUUCCACAAUUCCAGAGACCACAUCAAUAUCCGACACCAACCUGACCGAAUCAUUUAUCCCCUCUUCCAUCCCUGCCGAAAUCCAGUCCUCCGCUACACCGCUGGAGACAAGUCAGUCGACGAUGGACAUCUCAGAGCCCCCGGCAAUCCCGCCCGAGGUGCCAGUAUCUGAUCUGCGCACCGCGCCCCAUUCGGACGCGCUAACCCCUGAAGCUGUCGCAAAGGUCGAGGCCCAGAAACACGACAUCGACAAUUCUGCCGAUCUACCCACGCCCCUCAAGCCAGAGGCCGCCGACAGCUCAUUCCAAACCUCGUUGGUCGUAGAUUCGGCCGCCACGAACAUUGGCCUUCCCUCUCCACCCGCGCAGUCGCCGCCACUAGCGCCACAACAAGCGCCUGCAGCGUUGGCUGAGCAGAAGCCAGCAGAUCUACCGACAGCGCAACCACUGGAACAGCCUCUAGAACCAGAACAACCGACGCAGGUCACAGAGCCAGCUCCGGCAGUGGAGCAACCCAGUGAACCCGCGCCAACACCCGCCAUCCCUGCUCCAGCUGAACCCGAAGACCAAGUGAUGACUGAUGCAUCACCGCAACCGGUUAAGCAGAUCCAUGCGCGCGAUGAAGAUGCCGAAGAUGCCGAACGUGCUGCCAAGCGCGUCAAGACAGACGAACCACGUCCACUCACCGAAGAGCCACAGUUUAAAGUCCCGGAUGUACCUGCGCCCGCUGUGUCGUCGCCAGCUACGGCCAACGGCGAAACUGAGAGUUCUGCAGCGGCCACGGAGGAUGGCGAUGAUUCAGUGACUCCAGCGCGCUUGGCGCAUAUGAAGAAGGUGAUCUCAAACCUCAAGAAGAGCAAUGCUUCUGGGCCUUUUAGACUUCCCGUGGACUAUGUUACGCUCAAUAUUCCGAAUUAUCCCGAGAUCAUCAAACAACCCAUGGAUCUAGGUACAAUUGACCAGCGGUUGAAGCGCAACGAAUACACGUCGGUAGCCACGUUCGUUGCUGACUUUGAAUUGAUCGUGACCAAUUGUUUCACUUUCAACGGUCCCGACCACGGUGUUUCACAGCAAGCCAGGAAAAUGAAGGCAUCGUUCGAUGGUCAGAUGAGGAAUCUCCCAAAGGCCAGCAUCGAGGAGCCUUCGAAAGAGGUCAAGAAAGCAGUCAAAAAGCAAGAGCCGACGAGAACCGCGCCUCCACGCCGACCAUCUGUGAGCACGUCUACGACGAAUGUCGGUGCAGCUAGUUCACCCAGCUCUGCAGCCCCACCAACACCCGCUUUUGCGCCAAAUCCGGAUGGUAUGCCUCUUAUCCGGCGCGAUUCGAGUUUGACGGAUGGUCGACCUAAGAGAGCUAUUGUCCCGACCAAGCGCAAUUCGGAGUUCGGAGGUGGCAGACCUAGAAAGAAGAAGUACGAGUUGCAGCUGAAGUUCUGCGAUGAAGUCCUGAAGGAACUCAUGAACGCCAAAAACUGGCAAGCAAACCAAUACUUCAUGUAUCCCGUGGAUCCGGUGGCCCUGAACAUUCCGACGUACUUCCAGAUCAUCAAGAAACCGAUGGAUUUGUCGACCGUCAAAACCAAACUCCAGAACAACGCCUACGAAAAAGCCAAGGACUUUGAGGAGGACAUCCGUCUGAUCUUCAAAAACUGCUUCAAAUUCAACCCCGAAGGUGACUUGGUCAACUCUUCUGGUCAUCAAUUGGAAGAACUGUUCAACAGGAAAUGGGCAACCAAAGAUGACUGGCUUGCUGCACGAGAGCCACCGUCGGUUACGCAGUCUGAUGUGGAUGACGAUGAGGAGGAAGAAGAGGAAAGUGAAGUUGAAGCAGAGGGCGAUAGCGAAGAGGAGCGGAACGAAAAGAUCAAAAAGCUACAGGCGCAGAUCGAGGAAAUGUCAAAGCAGAUGGGUGAAUUGACGCAGAAGAAGGUCAAGAAAUCCAAAUCCCCCCCCACGAAGAAAAAGGAGAAGACGAAACCCAAGAAGGAGAAAUCGGAGGGCGCAGUCUCCAAACCUAGCAAGGACAAGAAAGAAAAGAAGAAGCCACAGCCCAAGAAACAAGAGAAAGACCGAUAUGUCACGUUCGCCGAGAAGCAAUACAUCUCGAACGGGAUUGCCAUGCUGCCGGAGAAACAAAUGCAGGAAGCGCUGCGUAUCAUCCAGCAGAGCGUUCCAUCCUUGGCCAACAGUGAUCAAAAUGAGAUUGAGCUGGAUAUCGAGGAAGUCCCUAACAGUGCACUUCUGAAGUUGCUCGGCUUCGUCAAGAAGUACGCUGGUCCGCCUCCCGAUGAGCCGAAAGUGGAACAUACCGAAGCGUACCAUGCGCCUGCCCAUCACAAAAGCAAGAAGAGCAAGCCUAUGAGCAAGCAUGAGCAGGAGGCACAGAUUGAGGAAUUGAAGGGCAAGCUGGGAGCAUACGCCGGACCGAUUUCUCCGAAUGCUGUACCCUCGAUAGAGACGGGCGAUAGUAGCGACGAUGACAACUCCGAGGAGAGCGAGGAGGAGUAGUUUUUUGACACUCACAUCGCGCUUGAUGAGUGAUGGGGGAAACAUCGUUUUUGCAUUGGCGCUCGGAAAGAAGACCAGAAAUCGAUUGGGGAGCCACGCAGAGCAGCCGAUGGCAGUCAAACAGGCACACAUUUUAACGCCCAAAGCUAAGGCUGCAAGGAAUGAAUUCGAAACGCACACACUGGGCCUCGCGGGACAGUUGAGAUUGGCAGUUUACGUUUGUAGACAGUAUGCAAUUUUGCUGGAGAGGAAGAGCAAGCCAGCAGACACUGCGCUUGAGCUGGAGGAAAGACGAAGAUGAACUGAAUGAACAAAAAAUAUCAAAAGAGUCAGUUGCUGCCAAACCAAUUCAUUUCUUGCUCUGUUCCCUGUAUAGUCCAACUUUUAGUGUGAGAUGCCAGUAAUGGACAAGGAGUUAUGUAGCCAA